This is a messenger RNA of Huiozyma naganishii CBS 8797, 1284 nucleotides long. RefSeq names its product sphinganine kinase LCB3 (gene LCB3). The transcript has a single exon. Gene Ontology annotation, cellular component: endoplasmic reticulum membrane. The record is from RefSeq and is a predicted model, not a curated record. The coding region runs from base 1 to 1284 and encodes 427 amino acids. Gene Ontology annotation, molecular function: sphingosine-1-phosphate phosphatase activity. NCBI's taxonomy places the organism in Eukaryota, Fungi, Ascomycota, Saccharomycetes, Saccharomycetales, Saccharomycetaceae.
AUGACAGCUUCGCAGUCCGAAAUCAUAACUGAAAACGAUUAUGGGGUCGCACCGAUUAGGGUGACUAGACCAAGAAGUUUAUCAGACCCGAAUGAUCUGAUUGAGCAAAACUGUCUGGUGGACCCUGGGAACCAUGGGCCUGAUCACUUCAAGACCAAGAUGUCUAAAUGGAGGUUUUCAAUUAGAGAAUUGCUGGUCCCCUUCACCGAUACACAAUCUGCAUACCUCAUGAGAUGGCAAACUAGGUUUAGAAACCCUGGUACAGAUAUCUUAUUUGCAUACACAGCUCUACUUGGGUCUCACACGUUCUACGUCCUGUGCCUACCACUACCCGCGUGGGUCGGGUUUUUCGAGACUACUCGAGACAUGGUAUACAUUUUUGGGUACUCGAUAUACCUGAGUGGUUACCUGAAGGAUUUCUUGUGUCUCCCUCGACCAAAAUCUCCACCUAUGCAUAGAAUCACAUUGAGUAGCUACACUGCUAAAGAAUACGGUGCCCCGAGUUCCCACACGGCUAAUGCUAUCGGGGUUACCUUAUAUUUCCUGUUUGUGAUAUGGUUUCAGAUAUCAAACGAUCAAACAUUGACCCAGAAAAUCGUGUACAGCUCCAUUGCUCUAAUAUAUGCGUUCAUUCUUUCAAUGGGUCGUCUAUACUGCGGUAUGCAUGGUGUAUUGGAUUUGGUUAUCGGGGUUCUCGUCGGUGUGCUCUGUUUUGCAGUUCGGAUGGCUCUCAAAAGUUACUUCCGCUUAUUCAACAGUGGGAAAUACUGGUGGUACCCUAUUUUGAGCAUAGGGUGGGGGUUAUCUCUAUUGCUGUUCCAUGUGCGACCCAUUGAUGAGUGUCCCUGCUUUGAUGACAGCGUUGCGUUUGUUGGCGUGAUCUGUGGUAUUGAGUGUUGUGACUGGUUCAUAAAAUACUUUGGUUUGACAAUGGUUUACAGUUUUACAAGUGCGUCUGCAAGGGUGCUGUUGGCGCGGUUGCUGAUUGGGUUCCCCCUUCUCGUUAUAUGGAAGUACAUUGUGGGUAAACCACUCUGUUACUGGUUUGUUUUGAAAGUCCUACGAAUGAGGGACGACCGAGGCGAGAGGUUGAGUAGGUUAUCGAAGGAGUUAAGGAAAAGGGAAUCGCAGAGCGAGUGUCUUUUGUUCUGUGGUGUGUCCACCAUUGAUAUUGUAGCAAGGUUCUUUAUCUACGGUGGGAUCCCCAUGGCAGUGAUGCUACUGUCACCGGCGCCCAUUGGGUGGAUCGGUGAAAAGCUUGGAAUCCAGCCGAUCAACAAUUAA